Dermochelys coriacea (leatherback sea turtle) is the source of this 2106-nucleotide messenger RNA. It is a transcript of the gene SOX21, whose product is annotated as SRY-box transcription factor 21. The record is from RefSeq and is a predicted model, not a curated record. Gene Ontology annotation, biological process: regulation of DNA-templated transcription; anatomical structure morphogenesis; cell differentiation. The coding region runs from base 725 to 1549 and encodes 274 amino acids. Gene Ontology annotation, molecular function: RNA polymerase II cis-regulatory region sequence-specific DNA binding; DNA-binding transcription factor activity, RNA polymerase II-specific. NCBI's taxonomy places the organism in Eukaryota, Metazoa, Chordata, Testudines, Dermochelyidae. The transcript is spliced from 2 exons.
GACCUGGCUGACGGCCCGGAGCCUCGCGCCAAAGCGGCCCGGGGAGGGCGGCGGACAGCUCCCGCGGCCCCCCCGCCACACGCCCCGCGUCCGGAGAGCUCGCCCCGGCCCGCGGGCUGCUCGCAGGCUCGCCAUGGGCUGGACUCUGUGAUCGUUGCUGGGAUCGCGGCUCGCCUUGCACGGAGGGAAGCCGCCGUGUCUGCCCUGCAGCCCCCGGCCGCGGCCAAAUGACAAGCCCCCGGGCAGAGCUGAGCUAGUGGAAGGGGCGCGGGGGGGCCUGUCUGCACUUCGCCGUUGCUCCCUUUGAGCCCCAGUCCCACCCGAGGGGCGUGUGGAGAGAGUUUCCCCGUCCUGCUGGAGAAGAGAAAGAAACUUCGCGGCGGAAAGCGGAGCCCGGGACAGUCCCCUGGCUGGGGGCCAGCUCUGGAGGGAGAGGGAAGCGGUGCACAGGGGAGCUGAGGUUUGGGACAUCGCCUUUCGGGGUGCGGAGAGGAGCCCGAGGUUGGGGCCAUCGGGAGCGCAGCAGCCCCCAGGUGCGGGACUUUUGCCGAGCGGGAGGAGCGGGCCGAAGUUGGGGCUGCAGUUCCCGGACUCGUUCUGCUGCGGAGCAAAGAUUGAUUUUCGGCGGGCGGCCAGCGGCCGGGGAGAGGUGACCGGGGCAGGCGGCCGGCAGCGCGGGGUGGGCUGCCGCUUGCAGCAGCUGCAGGGCUUGCCGGGGGCCAGCAUGUCCAAGCCGGUGGACCAUGUCAAGAGGCCCAUGAACGCCUUCAUGGUGUGGUCCCGGGCGCAGCGCCGGAAGAUGGCCCAGGAGAACCCCAAGAUGCACAACUCGGAGAUCAGCAAGCGCCUGGGGGCCGAGUGGAAGCUGCUCAGCGAGGCGGAGAAGCGGCCCUUCAUCGACGAGGCCAAGCGGCUGCGGGCCAUGCACAUGAAGGAGCAUCCCGACUACAAGUACCGGCCCCGCCGGAAGCCCAAGACCCUGCUCAAGAAGGACAAGUUCGCCUUCCCGGUGCCCUACGGCCUGGCGGACCCCGAUCACCCGCACGGGCUGAAGGCGGCCGGGCUGCACGGCGGGGCCGGCGGGGGCCUGGGGCCCGACUCCCUGCUGGCCAACCCGGAGAAAGCGGCCGCCGCCGCCGCCGCCGCCGCCGCCCGGGUCUUCUUCCCCCAGUCGGCGGCCGCCGCCGCCGCCGCCGCCGCCGCCAGCAGCCCCUACUCGCUGCUGGACCUGGGCUCCAAAAUGGCAGAGCUCUCGUCGUCCUCCUCCGCCUCGGCGCUGCCCUACGCCUCCUCCUUGGCCUACCCCGGCGCCGCGGGAGCCGGCGCCUUCCACGGGGCCGCCGCCGCCGCCGCCGCAGCCGCCGCCGCCGCCGCCGGGGGGCACACUCACUCGCACCCGUCCCCGGGCAACCCGGGCUACAUGAUCCCCUGCAACUGCAGCGCCUGGCCCGGCCCGGGCCUCCAGCCGCCCCUCGCCUACAUCCUGCUGCCCGGCAUGGGCAAGCCCCAGCUGGACCCGUACCCGGCAGCCUACGCGGCGGCGCUAUGACAUCCCGGCCGUGCGGCCGGAGCCGAGCGGCGGACCCCCAGCCGCGGCUCCCGGGAGACGGGUGCAGAGGGCUGGGCGCCGGCAGCGGCGGACCCGCCGCCCGGGAAGGGGCAAGGGCGGGAUGGGGACGAGCGUCCGUGUACACGGGAGCGCUUCAGCCCUGCGCUCCUGCCGCAACCGUCUGUCUGCUCCAGCAGCAGGUGGUGCCCGUCUGGCCCUCCUCGGACCUGUUGCGUGUUGCCCACAGACGCCCCUGAGAAGAAACUCCCUAGCCGGAGGGGGCUCGCCCGUCUGCCUCCCUUUUUCUAGAAUUGGUGUGUGUUGCAUGCAGCCUUUGCAGAUACCUGAGCUGAAAGGGCUUGCUCUUCGCAGGCACUGGAAACUCUCACUGGUUUCUCCCUACCUGCAUCUUCCUUUGCCUGCCUUGUCUCCCCCCCUCCCGCCCCCCCAAAUCCGUGCUAUUUGAACUUCUCCAAAACGUCCUCCCUCCAACACCACCACCGCCAAAAAAGGGGCAAAUUGUUGACAGAACGGAGGGACAAAUCUGGCGUUUGGAU